Molecule: messenger RNA, 4317 nt
Organism: Trypanosoma conorhini
Lineage: Eukaryota; Euglenozoa; Kinetoplastea; Trypanosomatida; Trypanosomatidae
Exons: 1
Coding region: 1-4317 (1438 amino acids)
Biological process (GO): pseudouridine synthesis
Cellular component (GO): nucleus
Molecular function (GO): pseudouridine synthase activity; RNA binding
Source: RefSeq, a predicted model, not a curated record
AUGAAGCCCACGCUCUCGUGGCGGCGCCGGCUCAUUCUUGGCAUGAGCAUCGAGGACGCACGGAGCAAAUUCGACAGCCCGGAGUCUCGCGUGGCGUUGCGGCUGGCGCACGAGCGGUACAACCAGGGCCUCUAUCACGAGCUCACCCUCGCCCAGCGUCGCCGCAACCGGCUUCCCCCAGAGCGGCGCUGCCACCUCGUGCGCCACACAAAGCCGACUGUGAAGGGCUUCCAGUCGUACAUUAAGUCCUGCCCGGAGGACUACGUGGUGCGGGAGAUUUGGCGCGAAGACGACGACGACGAAGAGGCGGCGCUUUCGUUGCACGAGGGCGGCUCGCUCGCACAACGGAGCAUCGGCGACGCAGCGAACGCGCAGCAGGCCCCGCCGCAGGAGGGCCAAGUCGUGGGUUCAGAAGGAGCAGCCGCGGCGGCCACGGCAGCAGGCAUGACGCCACCGUCGCUGCCAAACCAUGUGGGAAAUCAAAUCACGGCGGAUUUCAACACGUACGAGCAACACCGUGCGGUAGUGCUUCAGGAGCUUGCACGGGUGGCAAACACGCUUGGGGGCGACGCACGGCAGCAGCUCAUGGAGAGGCGAGAAAGUGGGACGUUGUUGGCUAUUCGUCAAAGCUCUGUUGUGGAUCGUCUGGUGGAUAACGUGAAGGAGGCAAAGGAGAAGGGUUAUACCAGUCUCUCCUCCUCCUCGCACCUGUUAGAGACGAUCAAGCUCUCCACAACGGUGUGCGGUAAAAAAGAUAAAGAGCUCCUUGAGGCCUUUCGCAGCCCAUUUAUAAUUUUUCCAGCAGAAGAGCACCAUAUCUCGAUUUCACUCUGGAUUGCUGGAAACUUGAUAGAGCAAGAGGAACUUGGCACGGAUUUUCCAUACCACAUCGUGAAGCAUGUGGAGCCGGAGUUAGGAGAGGAAGCUGCGCUGCCGCCACCGCCGACGAGUCGCUUUCCAAAGGCAAGCAUAGAAGUUUAUUUCUCCCCCGAACUUUACCAACUGCAGCAAACGCUUGGAAUGGACGGCAUACAUGCCCUGCGGCGUUUUAUUGGCCGCGCGAUGAAGCGUCAGCAUGACCCGUUGCCCGCGACCCCCUCCAUUGUUCUCAACAUGAGUCGAGGGCAGCAGGAGGCGUGUGGACUUUGUAGCGGGGAGGCGACGCAGAUUCCGUGGCUGCAGCUCAUCAAGGCAAAGGCGUCGACCGUCACAGGGACCGUUCUGGAGGUCUCCUCGGAGGAGGCACCGACAAUCGCGGCCAUGCGGGAAGCCAUUCAACUUGUGUGGCGCGCCUGGGGUCACUUGGUCAAGGACCUUCGCGUGCACGGCGACCUCGACUUCCUGUACCUCUCCGUCUGGCCGCAGAUGGAGACGGCUGUUGCGACGCCGCAGCAGCGCAGCAUCAUGACCUGUGAGGGGCGCGCCAACAAGAAGGCGCUGGAGAAGGUGGCUCCUCCGCAAGGCAUAAGGCAAGGAGAGAAGGAGCAACAGCAGCAGCCAUCCGCGGGCUCCAUUCGUUGCAUGGGGGACGCGGUGGAGGGACUCAUGGGAGGGGACAGUUCCAUAUGGAAAGGCUUUAACCCGCGUAAGUCGCACGCGAAAAGUGUCAUUGUCCCGACAGACUUUGUAGUGGUGGAAUGCACGCUGGAGAAAAAGGGAUUGCCGCACCGCCUAGUGGUGGAAGACGUCGUGGAGAGCCUCACGGAACUUCAGCGACAGGCGAUGGAGAUGCAGCGGGCUGCGGUUGCCCAAGUAAGCGGCGGUGCGGAGGGCACCGAGACGCAGACUGACGCGGGCUGUGGUAGCGGGUUGCGGCCGGUGUUGUAUGCGCCCAACAUCGUUGUCUCACACGCGGGUGUCAUUGACGCGGCGGCGCACAGCUUCCAGCGGAUUCGUAUUCGCGGCAGCUGCAUUGCUCACGUGGAGUCGCUUGCACGCGCCCUUGAAACAGGCGCGCAUUUCACAGACGGUGACGGGCCAGGCCCGAUGUACGGCGCCAACCCCAACUUCUCUCCUGCCACGGCUGGGGGCGGUGACGCCUCCCUGCUGCUCCCGCCAAAUCUUUCCUUCUCCCCCACCCACCACGCCAACCCUGCGCACGCGCUGGAGCGGCAGCUGCUGGGGCAUCGUGUGCCAUCCAGCUACGCGGUUCAGCGUACGGCGAGUGGUCGCUUUCACCGCUACCAAACCCUCCGCCCGCUGCAGGGCCUGGUCGUGGACAAGGACGAACGCGAGUUUUGGAGCAACCACUACUACCGGUUGUCCGACAUUCGGCUGGUCUUUCACGACCGCGUCGGCCCUGCGGAGGUUGCGAACCCGAAGGGGUGGUCCUCCCCGCUGAAGGAGCGACUUCUUGCGAUGAGUCAGUCACGCAACAGCAAGCAGCCCUCGCACGAGGAGAGCGAGGCGGUGGGGACGGCAGGCAGCGAUGCCGCGGAAUACGCCGAGGACACCGCCGCCCGCGGCAAAAAGGCAAGAAAAAAGAAACCCAAGGCGAAACGCGCGGCCUCCGUGACGCUUGAGCAAGUUGUCGCUACGCUGAGCCCAGAGAAGUUGUUUGAGUUUCUCUGUCUGGACAUGGAGGUGGAGAGCGCCUCCUGCGACUUUCGUGUCGGCGACAAUGACGGCUACGCCUACCGUGUGAAGCUACGACGCAUACCGCAGAAUCACCUCCCGCUCGUGCAGCCUGCCAUACGCUCACUGGAGGAAAAGGGUUUUAUCAACUACUUUGGCCCGCAGCGUUUCGCCUCGUACACGAAGCAAAAUAUGCAUCCGGGGCUGCAUCUUCUUAAAGGGGAGUUUCGUGCCGCCGCAAGCAUUAUCGUGCAGCAGUUUUACAUGGAUUCCUAUCACGCGGCCGAGAAGCGACGUACCGGGACGGAGUUUGCGAAAAUGUACCACUCAAAGGCGAUGGGAGUUCGACUACCCGAUCCCAUGAGUUUGGGCACCGCCCGACGCUCAAUCGCGGAGCACGGAACCGCGCUGCAGUCAAUUCUUGACAACGCACUGCAGGCUGCCGCGCUGCUUGGCGACGACGAGGAAAAGGCCUCGUCGAUAGACCCCUGCGAGGAGGCCUUUCUGCGCGUGGUCGGCCCCACCGCAUCCCUGAUGCUGGUGCAUGAGUUUCUCGCAUUUGUCUGGAACGAUAUUGUCAACCAACGCCUGCAGCGGUACGGGACGUUUGCCAUUCUCCCCGGCGACCUUGUGCGUCGAAACCCUCUGGCCUCGCCGCACUCAAAGGAGUACAAAAACGUCGUCUUUGCCUCCAGGAGCGGCAUAGACAAGGGCAAGUACACCUUUGCGGAUGUGGUGCUGCCGCUCCCUGGCGUGGGCAUCCAGCUGCCGGAGAACCACACCACGGACCUCUACAUUGUUGCCCUGCAGCGGAUGGGCAUUUUGUUUAACCCGGAAACGAAGCAGUGGGACAUUUUUCGCCCCCGGCGUGGCUUCACUGGCGAGGGCGCAGCUCAGCGGGGGGCGGGGACGUCCUCGCCGUACCACCGCUUCUCCUCCGCCUUCGCGCUGAUGGAGGAGGAACUAGGCAACAGCACGACCAUCGUCGAGCCCAUCGAUGGCUGUGACACAGACGCCGCCGGGGAGUAUGCGGAGUUCGCGGCCGCCGCAGAUGCCAGCCAGCUGAGGCCGGAUUUGCGUCAAGGGGAGGUGCCUGGCAAUCCACUAGGCGUUAGCGUAUUUGGCUUUUACCGCCAUUUAUUAAUCAACCCGUCGCCGACGCUGCGGUGGCAAAUGCAGCUAGACCGUUCCGCGGGCCCGCAGCAGCGUUGGGCGCUCGGCGUGCGACAGGCCUUCGCACUGCCCCAUAGAGACAUCCUCUCUGCCACCGAGGACGGCGUUCGUCAUUCCCGCCAGCCCCAGCAGCAGCAGUUGCUCCUUGGACACACACCUUUGGGCGACACGAGUAGUGACGGUACCCUGCGACGGCGGCGUAGUGCGCCCCCUGCACCGUAUUGGCUUUCCAAAAAGGAUGAGGGCAGCCUUGAGUUAUCCUUUGAGCUUCCGUCUAGCGUCUACCCGGGCAUGCUUCUGCGCGAACUCACAAAGAGCGAUGUGAACAGCCCCGAAACGGUGGAUCUUGAUGGGCCAGUGAUUGAAAAUAGGGCCAAGUCGUGGCACAGUCUUCGGGCGGAUCAGCAGGCAACGUAUAAGAGGCACCUGGCGAAGAAACGGCAGAAGUUAUUCACGAGCCGACCACGGGCCAUCAGUGUGGCGCUGCUGCAUCAGCACAUCUUCCGUAGUGGUGGGAUGCGUCGUAGUCUGCUGCCAUCCAUGCGCGGCUACGAUAAUGUUUCCAAGUAA